Molecule: messenger RNA, 8424 nt
Organism: Helicoverpa armigera (cotton bollworm)
Lineage: Eukaryota; Metazoa; Arthropoda; Insecta; Lepidoptera; Noctuidae
Exons: 21
Coding region: 452-4054 (1200 amino acids)
Biological process (GO): positive regulation of DNA-templated transcription; protein autoprocessing
Cellular component (GO): nucleus; endoplasmic reticulum membrane
Molecular function (GO): sequence-specific DNA binding; DNA-binding transcription factor activity
Source: RefSeq, a predicted model, not a curated record
GAAAAAAAAAACAAAACCUGUUUGGCUGUAUAGUAGAAUGACGUUUCUCAUGUUUUUGUGUCGUGUUUGAUUCGUAGAAGGAGUUUUAAGUGUUUUAAACGUGAAAUUCUAAUACGUGAACUGUUAAAACAUCUUGUUUUCGUGUAAUAUAAAGUUUAAAUUGUGUUUCGACGAGAUUCUUUGCUAUAAUUUUGUUGUUAAUACAAGUGAUUGUCACAACGACCUGCAGACAACGGGUGAAUGAAACCAAUGUGAUAGUACUUUGUGAUUUAAUCAUAAAUACGGAAAAAAAUGUACAAUCAGUGACAUUUGGUAAGAGUAACCAUUAAUAAUGUGCAUAAAUACUUUUUUCAUAUUGGUUUUAUGUGUGAAAUAGUGUUAGAGAAAUGGGUGACCUCUUAAAACACCCUUACCGAGUGAAAAGUACAUUUGUAAGUGUUUUAUUACAAAAAUGGAUGUGAUUACUGGAUUAUCCCCACUGAGUCCAGGCUUCAUCGAGGAGUUGGACAUCGAGGCGUACAUGAGCUCCGUCGGCGAAGGCUGCUAUGCUCCUCAAACUAUUGACCCUCGUCGGACUGGGGGCCACCAGCUACCCGAAAGUCCACCGGACUCCGGCUCCGAAAACCCUUACAGCCCAUCAGAGACCAAUGUCUCCCACGCCAUCUCAGUACCCCAAACGGUCCUAAGUUCCGACUACAUGCUGGUCCAUGACCAUAUACCUACCCACGAGAUCCUCCAACAAAAUGGCGACUAUAUCUACGAUGAGCUGAAGUCCGACCAUGAGGUCUUGAGGAGUAAUCUCAAUGAUGUCGUGGUACUGCCUCAGGAUUCUAAUAUCGUGGAGCUGGGCAUCAGGACUGUUAGACAUGAUUUGGGGUUAGGCGAUGUUUAUCAGAAUAGGUACAGUCAGAUGAGGGUCGACAUGCCAGACCUGGACCAGGGCAUGAUAAACCCUCAGCUGGUGGCGUUAGGCCACGAGACCCUGACUCCAGUGUACACCAGCCUGCAAGAACCUUCUACGAAGAAGAGGAAGCAUUCACAGGAUACUAACUCUCAAGUGAAAUGUGAGCCUGCGGCCUUAUCACCGGAGAGUGUAACCCACGUACCCCGGCCGGCACCGCCGUCAGUAGACGGAUCAGAGGCAGGUGACGAUGCGCCCCUGCAAUGCAUCAGGUUCGGCCCCUUCCAGCAGAACGUCUGGCAUUCGCUGUACGACUGCAAUUUGAAGCCGCUCCAACCACCCUCCUACGUGGUAGGAGCUGACAAAGGAUUCAACUACUCACAAAUAGACGAGGCGUUUGUCUGCCAGAAGAAGAACCACUUCCAAGUCACCUGUCAGAUUCAGAUGCAAGGAGACCCUCACUAUGUGAAGACGGGAGAGGGGUUCAAGAAGAUCAGCAACUUCUGUCUGCAUUUUUAUGGAGUUAAGGCUGAAGAUCCGAGUCAAGAAGUGAGAAUUGAACAAAGCCAGUCUGACAGAACAAAGAAGCCUUUUCAUCCAGUACCCGUCGAAAUCCGUCGCGAAGGCGCCAAAGUGACAGUCGGCCGUCUACACUUUGCGGAAACCACAAACAACAACAUGAGAAAGAAGGGCCGACCCAACCCAGACCAGCGACACUUUCAGCUAGUCGUCGCUCUGAGGGCUCACGUAGGACAUACAGACUUUAUCAUAGCGGCUUCAGCUAGUGACCGGAUUAUCGUCAGGGCAUCGAACCCAGGUCAGUUCGAAUCUGACUGCACGGAGAGCUGGUGGCAGCGAGGAGUGUCAGACAAUAGCGUCCACUUCACCGGCAGGGUCGGCAUCAAUACUGACAGGCCUGAUGAGUCCUGUGUUGUUAAUGGUAACUUAAAAGUGAUGGGCCAUAUCCUUCACCCAUCGGAUGCUCGCGCUAAACAUAAUAUUGAAGAGUUGGAUACAGCGCAGCAACUGAAGAAUGUACAGAGCAUCAGAGUUGUCAAAUUUAACUACGACGCUUCAUUCGCGGAGCACUCAGGCUUACUCGGCUACGAUCCGUCCCGCCCCGCACCGCAGCUCGACACCGGCGUCAUCGCACAGGAGCUGCGGAGAGUCAUCCCGGAGGCCGUGAAGGAGGCGGGCGACGUCACCCUGCCUAAUGGCGAUACUAUUCCUAAGUUCCUGGUGGUUAAUAAGGACCGCAUCUUCAUGGAGAACCUCGGAGCAGUGAAGGAGUUGUGCAAGGUGACCGGCAACUUGGAGUCCAGGAUCGACCAGCUCGAGAGGAUCAACAAGAAACUCUGCAAGAUCAGCAUCCUGCAGAGACGAGAUAGCUCUAGAUCCAGUGUUAGCAAUGAUUCCCGCUACUCAGCAAUGUCAAACUCCUCAAAAUCCUUCUACAGUGAUGGCAACAUAUCCAUAGACCAAAUCCGAGACAUAGCUCGCAACAUCCGAAAACACGAGUGUUGCCAUAAACUCAGCCACAACUCCCCGAAAUACACGCGAAAACAGUGUAAAAACUGCCACGGAAACUACUCGAAAUACGGGAAAUAUUACAACUAUAACAAAACCUGCGUCAGAUACCACUCUAACAAACUCGAAAAGCCGGAAAAUGUCGAAAAUCCGACUUAUACUGAAUCUAAUAUACAAAAAUACCCGGAAGAAAGCUAUGAGAGUACGUUGACGAAGAAAAAGGAUACUUGUCUAUGGUUGAAGAGUGAUGAUAAUUUUUCGUAUGGCAACACUAAGUUGGGAUUUUGUUGUCGGAAAGAUUAUGGGGAUACCAGCAGUGAAUUAAUUUCGAAUAAGUUUUUGCAAAUUGUUAUUACAAUACUGAUAUUUAUUAUGGCUGUUUGCCUCGUAGUAAUGUCAGCACUAUACUUCAGAGAGCACCAAGAACUCAUAUCUAUGAAAGAAAGUCGUUUGCAUCACAAUCUAGACUACCCACACUACGGGAAGCUAAACAACGAACUGUAUACGCAUAGAACACCACCGGAUAAGAACCAGAUUCAGAAUACAAAAUCAUCACAACACACAGCGUCUAAGAAAACACCAAAAGAGAAAGGACCGCACAAAACUACACAAGAAUACAUAACGACCGCGCCAACGGAAUCACCACAUACAGUGUCCAGUUCUUCACAUCCUACCAAGAAUUAUGCCAGUAACUUUAAAAACUCAGUCCCCACGCUCCAAGCUCCUCUUCAAGCCGAGAUGCCGAUAUCCCGCGUCAGGAAAGUGGACGUGGUCGGCGGCGGCUGUUCUUUCGCAGCUAAUACUAAUAACGAACUGGAUCCUGAAUGCCAGUUUUUACUUUCCCAGUCACCAUGUGGCUUAGACCCACAGACUUACGACAACCAAGAACCAAUAGAGAGACUAAAACCCGACAAAGAACAGAAUGACACUUCUAAACCUUUAGAAGUGUCGACCAGAGACGAACAAGAAGCUAUGCCUGCUACUCUAGAUAAAAAUAAUACAUUAAAAUCGGAGCCAGAACCACUUAGAAAUGAAAAUGACUCUUUCAAAUCUCAUGAUGAAGAUAAUUAUUUAGAUGUUAAUAAGCAAAAUUCUACGGAUAAUGGGAGUAGAAUGAAGAGAGAAGUAAGAGAUAAAAGGGAGACUAGAGAUAAGUUGAGUUCUGAAGAAAUGUCUUUGGAUCAGUCGCAUGAGAUUGGACGAAGUGAAUGCGACACAGUCCGCGUGGGUAUAUCAAGCAAGUCUAUAAUAAACUCGUCGCUAUUUAGUGAGAGUGUGUGCGCCAAUAACGUGUAUAGCUUCAACUAUACUAUACCGCUGUCGCAUUGCUUGAGCCAUAAGCAUGUUGAUCUUACUUUCAGGUCUCAAAAAAUAAAAGAAUUCCGUCUCUGCGAAUUACAAUGCAACUACGACUCUUCAAAGUCCUGCCAAACCACCACGGAACCGCCCAAGCCGGCCCUAGCUGAUGACUCCUGGAGCAUCAAGAUGGCGCUGGAGUGCAAUGUGGACCGACUCAUGAGAGUCAGGGCUAGCUUCCAGCCUUUGGACCUAUGCUACCACACGCAAGAACACAAGCAGCCGUUUAUCGAGUACAAAAUACGUAUCUACAGAGAUUGUCACAAUUAAUGUCACUUAUGUCAACUGUCAACAAAUGUCACUCUAGUAGGAUUUUCAUGUAAAGUAAUUUUACUCCAUUUGAAAAGGCACUUAACUAAAGGCAAGCAAUCUUGAUAAGACUUUUCACAUAAAUACAUAUGAAACAAAUAAACUACUACUUAACGUAAAGGUUCAAUUGAUUAAGUUACUUUGAUUUUUAGGCGCAUUUUAUUUUUAAGUUGAGAUUUCAUCAUCUUUAGCUAAGUGCCUACUCUAAUGGAGAAUAGUAUAUCAACUUUGAUUAUAAAAAAUGAAUUACCAUCCAUAUGCUGUUAUAGCUCUAUGUUAUGAGACAUUCAUAUAUGACGUCUGAUUUUAUGGAGUCAUACACAUUUAUAAAAGUUUAAACUAGAUAAACGUCAAAACUCCAAACAUGGUGAAGUUUUCAAAAUGGCGACCGCAAGCUCUAUAAUGUCUAUUGUAAUAUUUGAGUCGCAAAAUUGUAUCGAUAAGAUAAACUAAAUAUUUACAAUACACCAGAGAGAUUUUAUUGAUAAAUUACUAGUAUUUGCUUAUUAUUUUAUAAUAAAUAUCACUUUUAAUUUUGUUUUGGGAACUACUUCGAGCACCUGGAUAAAGCCUCGAUAAAUGCUAUCUAUCACUGAAAUAUUUUUUCAAGUCAAUCCAGUGAUUCUUGAGAUUAAUGCAUUCAAGCAAACAAACUUUAGCUUUGUAACAUUUUUAUUUAUUUUAAUUAUUGAUACUUCGAAAUCCCAGUGUGAAUUUUCAAAAACCAGUGGUUUUUACCAAAAGAUAUUAACAUUAAAAUUUAUCAAUAAAAUCGUAUCAAAACACAAUUAUUAUAUGUAUUAUUAAAUUAAGUAAUCUAGUACUAAUAUUCUAUGAAUAGUAAAAUAAAAAUUAUAUUAUUAAUAAUAUGACACAUUCCAUAAGUGCAAUUAUGUAAUUAUUAUCCGUCCUAUUUAAUGAUAUGGCCUAUUAUAAAAAACGGCUAUUUUCUAUACUCAUCUAAAUGGCUAUAGUUACAUAAAAAGAGAUCGAAAUACAUACAGAUACCGACCGUCUUACCACAAAAACUUUUAAACGUCAGUUUAACAGCUGUCUAAAAAAAUUAUUAUGACGUUGAAAUAAGGUCCAUUUUGCAGCCACACUUUUUUUUAGACAUGUGUUUGACACAUGUUUAAGUUUUUGUAGUAAGACCACGAAUGUUGUGUGCAGUUGAAAGCUGUCAAUUUUGAAGGUAAAAUUGUUUUUUUUAUACUGACUGAUACAAUUGUCAACUGCACUAAAAAACGGUCGGUACCUUUUUUGUAUUGGCAACUACUAUAAUAAUAUUUAUAAGUACCUAAUUAUUUAAUAUUUGAACAUUAUUGAUAUGUUCUUUAUUUAUUGGCAAUUUUAUUAUUUUUGACAAUUGCUGUUUCUAACAUUUUUGAAAAAUAAACAACAUAUGUUAAAAAUCAUGUCGAUUGGUGCUUAAAACGCUCAAAAAGACAACAUUUAAUGUAACUUACCAUGACAAAAAACAUUAUAUAUUCAAAUAUUUAUUUAUUUUAAUGGUGAUAAUAACAGCUCAAAUUAAAUAAUUUAACAGAGGAGCUAUGUAUAGAAAAAUACAUAAAAUGAUUUUUCAUCAUCUGCCUAGCCUUUUCCCAACUAUGUUGGGGUCGGCUUCCAGUCUAACCGGAUGCAGCUGAGUACCAGUGCUUUACAAUGAGCGUCUGCCUAUCUGACCUUCUCAACCUAGUUACCCGGGCAACCCAAUACCCCUAGGUAAGACUGGUUCUCACUAUGAUUUUUGACUAUGAUUUUGAUAUUAUUUUGAGAAAAUAUAUUUUCUUUCCGUAAAAAUGGAUUUUGAUGAUAACUGAAAACUGAAAAAAGUGCCUAUCUUAAAUGUAAUGAAAUUAUUAAUAAGUUCAAUUUUUUAUUUAAACAUUUAAUGGAAUUGGUUUGUUUUUUUUUACAAAUAAACAAUAUUUUUAUACAAUUUAAACUAGAAAUGGUGGUAGCUACUAUUAUUAUUUUUAGUACAUAAUAGGAACUUUUUUUGUAAUAAUGAAUUUUAUUUUUAGUAUUUUUGCAGCUUUAUUUUUAGUUUUAAUUUUAAUUAUUAUUAUUUUUGUCUAGUUUUUAAGUUGUAUUGUUUGAAAUUAUGUCAGAGAAAUACUCAGAUGAAUUAUUUAAUUUUUAUUCGAACCAUGGAUGAGCCAUAUUUCAUAUUGUAAUGUAAUCAGAAUGAUUGGUAAAUAUUAUUAAAAUAUACAAUAUAUUUAGAAAAUUAAGUAAUUCUGUGAAUAUAAGACAUACUGAAUGAAUCUCUUUAUUUAAAAAAAAAACAAACGUUUUUUAACCGACUUAAAAAAAUACUUUUUUACAAGAAAAUAAAUCCCACUUCAAAAAUGUACCUAAAACUUUCUAUGCACAAUGAUAAUAAUAUCUCUUUGAAGUCGGUUUUAUUUUAUUGUAAAAAGAUUUUAACGUAUCCUCCUAAAAUAAUUUUGGCCAUAUUUUCUUCUAGCGUAGUCUAAAGUGUUAUUAUUCCGAUUAUACGUAGAAAUAGUAUCUUUGCAUUCCAAGCCAGUACUUAAUUAGUUAAUAAGAAUAAUUUGUAAAACAUUUUUAAAAAUCACAAGAAUGUCUUUAUUAUAUUUCUUUUUCAUCAUAUUUAUAAGAAAAGACAUCAAAUUUUAUUGUUUUUAACAUAUUUAAGCUAAUUAAUAUUCUAUUUUAUCAAACCAGUUUAUGUCAGAAAUAUUUUUUUUUAUUGUAAUUUUCGUUAAAACUUCUCUUCGAAAUAAAUGUAAUUAAAAACAUCACAACAGCUAUCUGACAUCACAAAUACACUUAAAAAAAAUCAAAAUAAUAAAUCUUAAAAAAUAAUUUUUUGUAACAAAAAAUAGCUCAAGUUGCCAGUUUCAUACUUACAUAUUAAGUGUCCUACAUCUGAAACAGAAAAACUGGAGUCUCAUUAAUCUGUUAUUUAAAUUAACAAAUGAAACAGUGGAUAUCUACUUAGUACAGUCGGUUAGAUGUAGCUUUACAAAUUAAGCUAAAAAUUAAACUAGGCUAAGUAUUUUUUCUUGCCAUAUUACUAAAUAAACAUCACAAAUUAUUUAUUUCUAAAAUUAUAAUCAUAUUGUCAUUUUACAUUUUUUUUUGUUACGGCCUUUCUUAAUAACCUAUCUAUCUAUAGUUUUGCCUCAAAUCUACAGAUAGAGUAUUGGAAACGGCCGUUAGGCUUUUGAAGCAAAAAGUAUCUAAACUCUAUGGCAGCUUUAUUUAAAAAAAAUAUUAUUAAAAAAAAUAAGACAGCGAUUAUUUUGCUUGCUUCAAGAAAUGUAAUAUUAAUAUUAUUUUUUAAUUUAUACGAAUAGAAAUAAUGAUUUUUAUUAUUAUAAUUAAAAACUAAGGAAUUUAUUAUUUGUAAAUUUUGUCUUUGAUUUGUUAUUAAAAGGUUUACGCCUUUUUUAAGGUACGUUUUAAAUGCUAGCUGCCGACUGCAACUGCUGAUCGCACAUGCAGCGACUGCAUGAAGUCGGCCGCAGCUGUACUACUGGUUUGUAUGUAUUUACAUGAAACCGUUUUGGAUCGAAGCGGCAGCAGCACGUGCAGUCGCCCUCAGAUAUCAAUUGCUUUCAUGCAGACGGUAGUUGCAGUCGGCAGCUAUCAUAUAAAACGUACCUUUACUAUUAUAUAGCACUAUUAAAUAAGGUAAAAUAAUGUUACUAUUGUAAUAAUGAAAUAUGCGUAUUAUUUUUUUCGAAAUCGCAUGUUUUUUUUAUUGUAUUUAAAUUAGAAAAAUCUCAUUUUAAGUAGAUGGAUUAAUUAUAGUACCUAGUUGUUUAGUUAGAUUUUAAAAGGCAAUAUUUAGACUUUGUUUAGUUUAUUUGCUUACAAUGCUCUCUGAUUAAAAGAUCUGUAUUAUAUUAUAGUGGUAUCGAAUGUUUUGUGCAGUUUACAGCUGUCAGUUUUCAUUUUCAAAAUACCGCCAUUUGUACCAACUGACAGCAACUGUCAACAGCACCAAAAAACGGUCAGACCAUGAGUUUUUUUUUUUGUCAUAAUCAAACUCAAAAAAGGUUUUAUCAUAUUUAUUCCUUUUUUAUACUCAAUCAUUUUUAAUUUUGACGUAAAAAAUAUUGGGGUAUUUUAUUAAAAAUGCUUUAUUUCACUAAAUACAGUCUAAAUAAGUCCAAAUAUCUAGCUGUAUCCUAGUAUUUAUAUAUUAUAUGUUAUUAUAAUAUAACUCUUAUAAAUUAGCCAAGCCCUGUGUGUCGAAACUCAGGCGUUUAUAAGUAUGUACCUAGUUACAAGUUAAUGAUAAGAAUCCACAAAUUUGUAUUCCGUAAGAUACAAUAUUAAAUUGUAGAUGUUUA